AUGAAGGUGGACUAUACGCGAUUGGAAGUUCUUUUGAAGCUUUCCUCCAAGCAACAGAUGAUUGAUCUGUGUCAGCAAGCUUUUAUAUUCAGGAAGUCUUCAGACCAGGAUCAUGAGUUUGAUUUGAUACACGUUGCUGUGUUCCAGGGAUCCGCAGAUCCACAAGCCUUAUUUAGUCUGUUUCCAAAUGGAUUCCAUAAAAAUUUACGGGACCUACUUACAAAAAUAAUCAUAGACAACAUGAGUACGUGGACCUCUGAGGCUAUUAAUACUCAAGUCUCCCUGCCCAAGCUGCUGGACUUGGACUGGCGUGUGGAUGUGAAAACCUCAUCAGACUCUAUUGCCCGCAUGUCGGUACCUACGUGUAUUCUCAACCUCCAGAUUCAGAAGAGUGCAGCACAUGUCAGCAAGUCUGCGGAGACUGAAAAUGUCAACGUGGAACUCAGCAAGGAGACUCUGGACGCAAUGUUAGACGGACUAGGGAAGAUACGAGAUCAGCUAGCUUCUGUGGCUACCAGAUAG
Molecule: messenger RNA, 522 nt
Organism: Candidula unifasciata
Lineage: Eukaryota; Metazoa; Mollusca; Gastropoda; Stylommatophora; Geomitridae
Source: the annotation of a GenBank genome assembly